Necator americanus (New World hookworm) is the source of this 624-nucleotide messenger RNA. RefSeq lists its product as uncharacterized. The record is from RefSeq and is a predicted model, not a curated record. The coding region runs from base 1 to 624 and encodes 207 amino acids. The transcript is spliced from 8 exons. Lineage: Eukaryota; Metazoa; Nematoda; Chromadorea; Rhabditida; Ancylostomatidae.
AUGGCUGGUAUCGUCGGCAUCAUCGUUGUCUGCUUCUCAAUCAGGCUAGUUUUAACAUCCAGCUCCGACGCUCCACCUCGAGAUCCCUUCGUCAUAUCUAAUAACGCUGAACGAUCACCUAGAACUAUUGAGACCACCAGCAAUGAAAAAGAGCUGCUAUCCUCUGCGAAUAAUUGGGGUUUCGUCGAUGAUUUGACCGAGUGGCCUGAAAAUGAUGCUGAAAUGUCCACAAAGAACAUUCCAGAAAAAAUCAUCACAACUACGCCAUACUAUGAAGAAGUUGAUCCAGAUCGUAAUGGUUUAUUAAAGGACAUUGGGACGAUAAAUGUCGGAUUUGGAGUUGGUGUUGGUGUACCCGGCAACGAUCCUGUUCGUGUCGGUUCAAGGGUUGGCGUCGGUUUCGGAGCAUCUGGCUUAGCAGGAAAACUACCAAUUGGUGAAGACAUCUACCCUAGGCAGGGCGAAUGGCAAUCGUUGAAUGACUACGAUGGUAAUAAAGCGAAUAUAGUUCCAGAUCGUGCCAGGAAAUAUUGGCAAGCAGUGAGGGAAGGACGUAUAAAAAUCCCGCAUUAUCGACCAGCAUCAUCACUUGUUGGAGUCGGCGGAAAUAUUGGCGUUGGAUAG